Messenger RNA from Populus euphratica (Euphrates poplar), 1381 nucleotides. RefSeq names its product chalcone synthase-like. Lineage: Eukaryota; Viridiplantae; Streptophyta; Magnoliopsida; Malpighiales; Salicaceae. The record is from RefSeq and is a predicted model, not a curated record. Bases 79 to 1260 code for a protein of 393 amino acids. The transcript has 2 exons. Gene Ontology annotation, molecular function: acyltransferase activity, transferring groups other than amino-acyl groups. Gene Ontology annotation, biological process: polyketide biosynthetic process.
UCCUUAAAUUCAAUGCAUAACGCUAAUUCUAUUUACCCUUUGAGCUUGAGCAAACUCACACAAAUCAAGUGAUGAACAAUGGCUUCAGAUCAGACAUCUCAAGGUGCUCAAGCAGCACAGAGUCCAGCCACAAUUCUAGCCAUUGGCACUGCAAAUCCAGCUAAUUUUAUCUACCAGGCUGACUUCCCAGAUUAUUAUUUCCGAGUCACCAGGAGCGAGCACAUGACUGACUUGAAGGGCAAGUUCAAGCGCUUAUGUGAGAAAUCAGAAGUAAGGAAACGUCACUUCCACCUCACUGAAGAAAUCCUCAACAAGAACCCAACCAUGUGUUCCUAUGAUGAUCCCUCUCUCGAUGUGCGCCAAGACGUGCUAGUGACAGAGGUACCCAAACUUGGAAUGGAAGCAGCACAAAAAGCUAUUGAAGAGUGGGGGCAACCUAAAUCCAACAUCACACACCUCAUAUUCUCUGCACUUGCUGGCAUAGAUAUGCCAGGAGCAGAUUAUCAACUUACCAGGCUCCUUGGACUCGAACCAUCCAUCAAGAGAAUCAUGCUGUAUCACCAGGGCUGUAAUAUUGGUGCAGCCACCCUUCGCAUUGCCAAGGAUUUUGCAGAAAACAAUGCUGGUGCUCGUGUUCUUGUUGUGUCCUCGGAUCUCACUGUGGGUACUUUCCGGGGGCCUUCUAAUGACAACAUAUCUUGCCUGGUAGGCCAAGCAAUUACUGGUGAAGGUGCAGCUGCUUUGAUCAUUGGUGCUGAUCCUGAUAUGUCAGUUGAACGACCAUUGUUCCAGAUUCUGUCUGCAUCACAGACAAUCAUUCCUGAUUCAAAUGGUGGAAUCAAAGGACACCUGCGUGAAGUGGGUCUAACCGUUCACUUUUCAAGGAAUGUGCCCGAGUUGAUCUCUCGAAAUAUUGGAAAGUGCUUGGUAGAAGCAUUUGGUCCAAUUGGUGUCAGUGACUGGAACUCACUGUUUUGGAUUGUACAACCGAGUGGUGCAGCAAUUCUCAAUUUGAUUGAAGCGGAAGUUGGUCUGGAACAAGAAAAAUUGUCAGCAACUAGACAUGUGCUAAGAGAGUUUGGAAAUAUGGGUGGCCCAACUGUGCUCUUCAUUCUAGAUGAGAUCAGGAGAAGGUCGUUAGAGAAAAGAAAGACCACGACCGGAGAGGGGAUGGAGUGGGGUGUGCUGAUUGGAUUAGGGGCAGGCAUCACCGUGGACACAGUUGUACUGCACAGCGUUCCUAUAGCAGAAGGCCGCUGAGUCCUGUCUAAUGCUUUGUGCUCGUAAUGGUGUCGCUUAAUAAUUAAAAAUAAGUCACAGAUGCUUGAUUGUGUAAAUUAAGUGAGAAAACCUUGUUUAUCGCCAUUUCAGUGGGUUUUGA